Habropoda laboriosa is the source of this 708-nucleotide messenger RNA. It is a transcript of the gene asf1, whose product is annotated as histone chaperone asf1. The record is from RefSeq and is a predicted model, not a curated record. The transcript is spliced from 3 exons. Gene Ontology annotation, biological process: DNA replication-dependent chromatin assembly. Gene Ontology annotation, cellular component: nucleus. Bases 78 to 674 code for a protein of 198 amino acids. Gene Ontology annotation, molecular function: histone binding. Lineage: Eukaryota; Metazoa; Arthropoda; Insecta; Hymenoptera; Apidae.
CUGAUAAACGAUACUUUAAAGUCGUUAUAGUGAAAAUCGUGUGUUGCGGUGAAAUUGAUCGUUAAACAAAAUCGACGAUGGCCAAGGUUCAGCUAGCAAAUGUAACUGUUCUCGAUAAUCCUUCACCGUUUCUAAACCCAUUUCAGUUCGAAGUUACUUUUGAGUGUAUCGAAGAACUGAAAGAAGAUUUAGAAUGGAAGAUGAUCUAUGUCGGCAGCGCUGAAUCCGAAGAAUUUGAUCAGGUUUUAGAUACAAUUUAUGUUGGUCCAAUUCCUGAAGGAAGGCAUAUGUUUAUAUUUCAGGCUGACCCUCCUGAUGUUAGUAGGAUUCCAGUCAAUGAUGCUUUAGGUGUUACUGUUGUAUUGUUAACUUGUUCAUAUAGAGGACAUGAAUUUGUGCGUGUUGGCUAUUUUAUAAAUAAUGAAUACACAGAUGCAGAACUUAGAGAAAAUCCACCACCGCAGCCUCAGUUUGACAAAGUGCAAAGAAAUAUCUUAGGAGAUAAACCACGUGUUACUAGAUUCAAAAUAAACUGGGAUGAUGGAACAAGUUCAGCAACAAACAAUGUACCAGAAGGCAUGGAUGCCCAAUCCUUAGAGGAAACAUCACAGGAUGCACCCACAUCUACAUUAGGUUUCACAGAGAGUACACACAAUAGUAUGGAAGUAAUGUGAAUGUCUGUUGAUUGCCAAUAAUGAAUAAGCUAGC